Molecule: messenger RNA, 1158 nt
Organism: Verticillium alfalfae VaMs.102
Lineage: Eukaryota; Fungi; Ascomycota; Sordariomycetes; Glomerellales; Plectosphaerellaceae
Exons: 4
Coding region: 1-1158 (385 amino acids)
Source: RefSeq, a predicted model, not a curated record
AUGGACUCCGCAAACCCUGUCGAUCCGAACCUGCGCAGCUUGACGCCAGUUCAUCUGCCGCUGGCCAUCAUUGUUGUCUCGAGCAUCUUUCUGUUUCUGUCGAUUAUUGCGGUCGGCCUCCGAACUUACGUGCGGAUCACUGAUCGCGUAUUUGGCCUCGACGAUGGCCUCAUGGCAGCCGGAGCGGUUAUUUAUACGGCAGUGGUAGGGUUGGCAAUCUACGCCUGCACCGUCGGUAUUGGCACACGACAGGAGAAACUGAACGCCUGGAUGGCCGAGGAGGCGAUGAAGUUCUACAUCAUUUGGAUCCUGACAUACGUCUGGGCUCUGGCUAUCGUCAAGUCAUCUAUCUGUGUGACUAUACAGCGCAUUGCAGACACGCAGAGAAUCAUGCGCAUAUCAGUCUGGAUUCUCCUCGCCAUCACCUGGGCAUCUUUCCUCGUCACAUUUGUCGGCGUACUGCUAUACUGCCGCCCCGUCGAGGCCGUCUGGCAGCCGGCGCUCAUUCUCAGCGGCGAGGCGAAGUGCGCGCCGGUUGAGACGUUUAUCGCCCUGGGCCACGUCGCCACGAGCACGACCAUCGUUACCGACUUGGCCCUCGCUGUGCUGCCGGCCGUCAUGCUGUGGAAGUCGCAGAUGAAGACCCAAACCAAGCUGCAGGUAUUUGGCCUGCUAUCCGCGUCGAUCAUCACGAUGGUCCGUAUUCCCUACGUCAACCGCUUCCGCGUGCCUGUCGAUCUACAGUUCUGGGUCGGCCACACGGUUCUAUGCUCCAACAUUGAAACAGGCAUCGGCUGCGUCGCCUCGUCGAUUCCGUCACUGCGCCGCCUGAUCAUGCGUCGCCGCGGCCUCGAAGACUCGACACAACACUCGGGCCGCGCCACGGCUGGCGACGUCUCCCUCUUUACAUUCGGCAACAGCAAAAAGACGCCCGGCGCAAGCCGUGACCGAUUUCGCAACCCUACCGAUGUGGGAUUUAGCCUGACGACGGUACAGGGACUCGGCGACGACAACUGGGAGAGGCUGCAGGACGGUGACUCGGACAAGGGGGACUUGCUGAGCGAGGACCGCGAGGGCGCCAAGGGCAUCCGCGCCCAUUACACAUAUGCCGUGGAGUACGAUCAGUCGCCGCCGUCGCUGGCGCAGGGGCUACGUUAA